Molecule: messenger RNA, 647 nt
Organism: Penaeus vannamei (Pacific white shrimp)
Lineage: Eukaryota; Metazoa; Arthropoda; Malacostraca; Decapoda; Penaeidae
Source: RefSeq, a predicted model, not a curated record
UGGACAACAGACCAAUGUUUGAAGGAACGUUUGUCCUAGCCACCCUGGCAGAAAAGUCUGAUUCACAGAUUUCUAGAAGUCAAAGCACAAGCAAGCAAACUGCACAAACAACCCACACUCCAAAGACAGUUCCUAGGAUACGUUCAAGCUCACAAAUCUCCACAAAUAGAAGCCAAAAUUCCACCUUUGAUAACAUGAGAAGUGAACAAUCAACUUUACGGAGGUCAGAUCAAAUUGGGGAGGUUUCAAGUCGUCUUUUUGAGAAAAGAGCUAGCCUAUCAUCUGCCCAUAACUCAUCAGCUCUCCAAACAAGCAGUCAGAGCAGCCUAGAGAAUAAGCCCAUCCUACCCUCCUCUCCCCUGCGCCUUGCAAGGGCCAGCACCACAAAUGGCAACACGUCCCACAUAAACAUGUCCAUGCGAGAUGACUCCCUACCCGACUUGAAUGGGGACGAAGGUGAGAGAGAAGAGGAGGACAUUCCUGGGACACCACCGGCUAAGAGAGCGAAAAAAUUCAUCUUCCAACGGUGCUUUGAGUCGACAUUCAACCCAGAAGAUGUACCUGGUCAUGACAGGGUUUUGGCCGAGGACUCGGAUGAGGGCUUUUGAUAAUGCCUCUUCUCUUUUUUUUUCUGUUUCCCUGUUUCU